AUGAAUUUUAUUUAAGAAUAUUUGUAAUAACUUUUAAAAGUAAUACCUGCUUUAGGGCCUAAUAUAUAUAAUAGUGAAAAAUGUUAGAAUAUAAAUAUUCCUCCAAAAUAUAGAGCAGAUGGUGAGAGAAAUUCUGAUAUUCAUAUUUGGGUUGCCUAAUAUAAUAGUCCAGAUUCUUCUAAUUUAGCUAAUGCUGUUCAUUGUUAAAUGGAUCCAGCUUUAAAAAGAGUUAAUUAUGGUGUGAUAAUGGUAAAUUUGGAUAAAAUAUUAUAAUAAAAUACUAAUCCUGGAUUCAAAAGUGAUUUAAAUGUUAUUUUGCAUGAAAUGUUGCAUAUUUUAGGAUUUUCAAGAGGUUUAUAUAGAUAUUGGAUAAAUCCUUAAACCGGAAAUUAUUAUGAUAAUGAAAUAAAUAAUUAUGUAAGAACAGUUCCUAUAAGGGGUAAAUAAACUAUUAUCAUGUCUACUCCAAAUGUGCUUGCUACUGCUAGAAAAUAUUAUGGAUGUCCUACUUUAGAAGGAAUGCAAUUAGAGAACGAUGGAGAUAUUAAUUCUAUUGGUUCUCAUUGGGAAAAAACAAUCCUUUUUGAUGAAUUGAUGACUGCCGAUUCUUCUGGAAGGGAAUUUAUAUUAUCUAUUUUUACUAUUGCUGUAUUAAAAGAUACUGGUUAUUAUGCUGAAGUAAACGAAAGUAUGGCUAAUAAUAUAUAAUGGGGAAAAAAUAAAGGAUGUGAUUUUGCUCUUAAAGCUUGCUAAUCUAAUACUUAUUAUCCUGAGUUUAGCCAAAUAGAACAUUCUCCUGUAUAAUGCUCAUCAUAAAAUGAUGGUUAUGGGUAAGUUUUCGAAAGUAGUUUCAUGGAUAAUUGCAAAAAUAUUAAAAAUUCUGUUUAUUGUGAAGAUUAUUCAAAGUAAACCUAUUAUGAUGAGAAUACAUUAGAAUAUUAUGGAGGUAAUUCUAGAUGCUUUCGAUCUACUGCUAAUGAUGGAAAAGGUAUAAAUUUCCAUAGAAAUACUCGUUGUCAUCACGUUUUAUGUUCUCCUGAUUUUACUUAUAUUACAAUAGGUUUUCCUAACUAAAAAUUAUAAAAAUUAAUAUGUACAUAAUAAGAUGAAGGAAAGUAAAUAGAAGUUGUGCAAGGAAAACCAGAAUUCGGUUUCAUUUCUUGUCCUGAUAAUUUAAGAGAAUUUUGUAGUUAUUCUCCUGAAUGUCCUAAAUAUUGUUCUCAAAAGGGUAUUUGUAUAAAUGGAUAAUGUAAAUGCACAUUUGGUUGGAUGGGAUCUGAUUGUGAUAUUUAAAUAACAAAUUGUAAAUAAUUUAUUUUAGAUGAAUAUUUCUAAAAGUGUGUUUAAUAAUGUCCCUAGGGUAAAUUUGCAAAUCCUGAUAAAGUAUGUAGAGAAUAGUGUCCUAAUGGUUAUUACUAAGAUAAUACAAAUAAUAUAUGUGCUAAGUGUGAUAUGUCAUGUAUAAAAUGUUCUGGUGCUUCAAAGAAUGAUUGCUUAGAAUGCGGUUUCUUGACAUAUUUGGAAGAAGGAAAAUGUGUAAAAUAAUGUAGUAAUAACUUCUAAUUAAUAAAUUAAAAAACAUGUGAAAAAUCAGUAAGUUAAGGAUGUGAGUAAGAAUGUGAGAGAUGUGAUUCUGAUGUUCAUGAAUAAUGUACUAAAUGUAAAGACUAGAUGUAGAUAAUGUUAAUCGCAAACUAUAUGUGCAGUAUGUGA
Messenger RNA from Ichthyophthirius multifiliis, 1713 nucleotides. RefSeq names its product leishmanolysin family protein, putative. The record is from RefSeq and is a predicted model, not a curated record. NCBI's taxonomy places the organism in Eukaryota, Ciliophora, Oligohymenophorea, Hymenostomatida. The transcript has 2 exons. Gene Ontology annotation, cellular component: cytoplasm; membrane. Gene Ontology annotation, biological process: cell adhesion; proteolysis. Gene Ontology annotation, molecular function: metalloendopeptidase activity.